This is a messenger RNA of Misgurnus anguillicaudatus (oriental weatherfish), 5795 nucleotides long. It is a transcript of the gene syt14a, whose product is annotated as synaptotagmin XIVa. Gene Ontology annotation, molecular function: phospholipid binding. The record is from RefSeq and is a predicted model, not a curated record. Lineage: Eukaryota; Metazoa; Chordata; Actinopteri; Cypriniformes; Cobitidae.
UUUUUUAUGUCUAGAAUGUACCAUCUAAUGACCGGCCCUGUCAUCCCCCCGCGCGCGCCGGAGCGGUCGAGUCCACCCCGUCUUAAGCGCUCGGCAUGGUUUAGUCCAGACCACAACAUCAUGGCGAUAGAUGGUGGAGAGCGAAACUGUGGAGUACAUGAGCUUAUCUGCAUCAGAAAAGUGUCUCCUGAGGCUCUGGGAUUUCUGUCUGGCAUUGGAGUCUUCAUCUUUCUUGUGAUUGUACUCUUUCUUUACCUCAAUAACAAAUUGUCCCUUGAGAGUGCCAACCAACUGCCCGGUCUUGACCAGUACAGAAAGAGCACAGAGCCAGCAGAAAAGAAUUAUGUUAACACAGACUAUCACUGCUCGUCAUCAGACAGUGAUGAUGAGGUGAUCGGACAGUACCAGGAGGCAGUGUCUCGGUCACAGGGUCUCCGCGGUGGCUCAGCAGUGACUAACUUACUCCACCAGAAGUCCUAUGGCUGGGACACGCAACACAAAUACUGCCCCCUGGCCGCUGAGUAUGACGGCUACAGUAGUGAGGCAUCAGCAGAUGAUGCCAACUGUAUCCAGCGGAUGAGACGGACGCCGCCAUUGGAUGAGCUGCAGCCUCCACCCUAUCAGGAUGAGGAUGGGUCACCACGUAUGUCCUGCACACCCUCUGAACUGGGUGAUGCCAAAUGUGACCUUUCCCACGGAAGCGAGAGCCCCAGACACAGCUAUGGAAAAUGUCCGAGUGACCUCAGUGGAGCACCGGAAACAGAAAGUUUCCUCAAUAAAGGCUAUGAAGAAGAUGUACCCAGCGAUAGCACCGCAGUACUCAGCCCAGAGAAUCUCUCUGCACGUGGUUCAGCGGCUCAGCUUCCUAAAGGUUAUGACCCCGAGGCCCUCGCACAACGCGGAACCCUUGAUGUCAUCUUUGACUACGAUUCAUCCGACCAGCGUCUGUCGGUCACGAUAACAGCUCUGACGGACAUUCCCCCUCAUAAACGCACGGGUAACAUUUCCUGGCAAGUGCAUCUGGUGCUUCUGCCCACCAAGAAACAAAGGGCCAAAACCAUCAUCCAGCGUGGCCCCUGCCCCACCUUUACAGAAACCUUACACUUUGGCCAUAUCGAGCCAGAGAUGAUCGGGAACUAUGCCAUCCGGUUCCGUUUGUACAGCGUGCGCAGGAUGAAGAAAGAGAAGGCUCUUGGAGAGAAGGUCUUCUACCUCACCAAACUUAACCUGCAGGGCAAAAUGUCUGUUCCCAUUAUUCUGGACCCCUGCUGCAACAUACCUGGCAGUGACUCACAAGCAAGCGUGUCAGACGUGUCAUGCAGUGAGACGGCGUCAUCAUUCCCGUCUGCAGCUCUGGGGUCAGCUCCGGAGAUCCUGCUUGGUCUUGUGUACAACGCCACUACAGGACGGCUCUCUGUGGAGAUCAUCAAGGGAAGCCACUUUAAAAACCUGUCGGCAAAUAAACCUCAUAAUGGUUUGUUCUGUUGUCUAAAGCACUUGAUAGGUGGGCAGGUGUACAUAAUUCGAGACACGUAUGUGAAGCUCACUCUGCUGAACUCGAUGGGUCAAGAGAUGUCCAAAUGUAAGACGUCCAUUUGCCGCGGCCAACCCAACCCCACCUACAAAGAGACGUUUGUGUUUCAGGUAGCCCUGUUCCAGUUGUCUGACGUCACGCUCAUCCUGUCUGUCUACAACAAACGCAGCAUGAAACGGAAAGAGAUGAUUGGCUGGAUCUCUUUAGGGCUGAACAGCUCUGGGGAGGAAGAGCUUACGCACUGGACUCAGAUGAAGGAAUCGAAGGGACAGCAGGUGUGUCGAUGGCACAGUCUUUUGGAGUCUUAGAACAUUAAAACAGGGAUGAUGUGUGUAAUAUGAGAAAUGGGAUGGAGAAGGAUAGCAUUUCAGGCCCUCGAACGGCCCCGAAGGGACAGGGCUGGCCCCCACUGCAAGUGCAUUAUGGGAAACCUGAAAUUUCUCCCUCCCAGUGCACUCUGGGAAAUGGGUUAAAGGAUUUGGUGUAAACAGGUUAGAAAAUUCCAUACCUUUUAAUGAGGAAAACUAUAAUGAGAAAGAGUUUUAUAUUUAUUUAAAUAUUUAUUUAUAUAUGUUUUGACUUUGUGUUUCUAUUAGGGUUUGGCCAAAGAUGGGUUUAUUGUUUGCAAUUGAUGAUGGUAUUUUCAGAGUGAAAGAGAAAGAGGGGGAAUAUAUAUGUGGAUCAGGCCAGAAGUCCAGAGGUACAUGAUCUAUAGAGACAAGAUCAGAAAAAGUAAAAAUGUCUUUGCUCAGAUUUUAUGGAGAGUUUGACUAUAACUAAAUAGCUUUAAUGUCCUCAACAUUUGAUCAAAUUAUAUGAAAUUCGUGAUUUCAUUCAGUCAUUAUUUGAGUGAAAUGCAUGUAUUAAAAAAUAUAUUUUUUAACUAUAUCUCAUAGUAGAAACCCCUUAUAAAAUACAAUAUAUAAUAUAAAAAUAGAAGGCCAUUCAUAAACAUUUGAUGACUUUAUACAGUUAUGACUUAAAAAAGUAAGUUACCUGGUUGCCCUAAAAUUUGAGAUGGGUAUAAACAGAGGUUUAAUGUUAUGUGCGUUGUGCAGUUAUGCAAAAGUUUUAUUGUGAUCCUUGUUGCUAAUAAGACUCUAACUAAAUCCUUGCGGGCGGUUUCCCGGACAGGGAUUAGACUAGUCCUAGACUAAAAUAAAUGUAAGAGCCGUCCAAACUGAAAACAACUUGCAGUGACACACCUCAAAAUGCACACAAGUAAUGUUUUUUGUAAGGCAUGUUUGUUAAAACUAGUUAUAUUUCCAAAUUAAACUAAGGUGUAGCCCUGGCUUAAGCUAAUUCCUGUCCGGAAAAACACCCCUUGGUGUUUCAAGUCUGACAACAUCACACUGGUGUGGUUUCAUUUUACAGAAACAUAUUUUGUACCCCAACCCUAAACCCGAACCGCAGCUUAGUUUUAAAGUUUGAGGGCUCAACAUAAACUACGUUAUUGUCAUGUACCCAACCUUAACCCCAAACCACAGCAACGUUUUAAAGUUAGAGGGCUUGACAUAAACGAACAGACUUGAAACACCAAGUAUUUAGUUUUGCCGCCUAGGCAAGCCCCUCACAUUUGUGAAAUCCAGCCUACUUGUGGCGUAAGCUUCCUCACAUUUGCAGGUCUUAUGGUGCGUUCACACCAGCCGCAGUAGAGGCGGCAAAAACACGCUAAUUGCGCCUAGUUGGACGCUUGAACAUUUUGAGUUUACUCGCUUCAUUUGCGCGUGAAAGCCCCGCGUGAAAUUCUAGUCAUGCGAGACAUUCACAUGGAAAUUCGCGUCAUGGGAGGGGCUUCUGCAACUCCGCUGAGACUCCGCUCACUUCCUGUAAUCACGUCACUACUACAGCAAGGCGUGGAUAACCAACCCAUUUCACAGUUGAAAAGUUCCGAUUUUUCAACUCGCGCAUUUCCCGGUGGCAACUCUUAAUUUGUGCGGGAAGUGCCAUCCGCGCCAUUCACGCCGCGCAUAGCGCACCGCAGGAUGCCUAAUCGCGUCUUUGCAUUGACUUAACAUGUAAAUCACCCGCGCUUGCCGCCUCUACCGUGUCUGUUGGGAAUGCCCAGGUACUACGGCGCGGAUGCCGCAUUCCGCGCGAAUUGAGUGUUGGCGUGGGAAAUGCGCGAGUUGUAGAAUCUUAUCUUUGGCGGAUUUCCGCACUGCGUUAACCAAUCAGGACCUUGCUGUAGUAGUGACGUGAUUACAGGAAGCGAGCGGAGUCUCAGCGCAGUCACAGAAGCCCCUCCCAUGAUGCGAAUUUCCGUGUGAAUGUCUCGAAUGACUAGAAUUUCACGCAGGAAUGAAGCAAGUAACCUCAAAAUGUUCAAGCGUCCAACUAUGCGCAAUUAGCGCAUUUUUGCCGCCUCUACCGUGGCUGGUGUGAAUGCACCAUUAGUGUAAGCUUCUCCCAGCUGCAAGUCUGCGGCCUGCAGCGAUAUGAAGAGUUUGGUUUCAAAUUGAGAGAACUCUGCUUUUUUUAUUAAAUCUUGUUUUUUGAUUGUGCAUUCCAAUUAAUAUCAAUCAAACUGUAGUUGGUUGGUUUUGAUUUAAGCCUUCAUAACAAAAAUAAUACAGCUAAGUAGCACAAUAAAACACCAGAAAAACCUGAUAACAUAAUAAUAAAUGUGUUUUGACAAAAAAAAUUAAAAUCUCGUUUUGGAACCAAACUCUUCAUAUGAAUUUAAAAUGUUUAGUCAACCAGGAAACUUACUUUUAAUUAUUAAGUUGAAUCAACAAUUUUUUUUUCAGUGAACAUAUUUUACUUUUAGAAAAAUAUUUUAUUUAAAAAAAGACUUAAUAAUAAAACAAUAAUAUAAUGCAUAUAUGUAUAAAAUAUAAAAGCCAUUACAGGAGGUCCUGUAAGUAACUUUAGAGUCAUGUGACUGUUCUGAAUGUUAAGACCUUUAUAAACUAUUUAUUAACAUUUCUCAUAAUGACGAUGGCAUUGUCACUAGUUCAUAAUGUGUGUAUAAGGCAAACUUAUACAUCAGCUGACUGUUCCUAGAUUUAUAUCAUAGCAUUUUGUGAUCUCACAAUCUUGAAUGUUCAAGUUUAGAUGAGACCCAACACUUUGUAACACUGGAGAUGCAGAACUAAAGUCUUCUGGCUGAACGUCAGGAGGAGGGCCAGCGGUGUAGAUGUAGAUUUUGACAAAUUCUGAGGAUGUUUUGAGUAAAGGAUGGUUCUCAGUGCUUUGCUCUAUCUUUAAAGUGUCUUGAUCUCUGUGCGGUCAACCUGUGAAAUCUGUCUGAUAGUUUCUUUGCUUUCCUGAGAAACUCACUCAGUGAUUGUUACGUACUGUAAAUGGCACAUAGAUUUUGCGGAUCUAUUUUUGUAUCUAUAUAUGAGAAAUGGACUCAAAACACGUUCUUGUUAAAUGUAUGAAGCUCUGUGAGCAAUAUGGAGUUGUAGACUUUGUUCUACUUUUCACCGUUCUGUCGAAAUUUCUUUCUUUUGUUAAAAAAAUGUUUUUGUGAAUGUGUCACUCACUCAGUGUGCUGUUUCAAAGUAGGACCAGAUUAAUGUUGUAAAGCCUCCAUCUUCACUUUCCUGUUACAGUCAUGCAGCUGAAAAAGACUUAUGUUAGAUGUAUGAAUAUGAGUGAGUGUAAGAUGGUGUUUUGUUAUCUGUAUUCUUGGCUCUGCAGAUGUCUUUAUGUCAGUUUAUAAUAUAUAGUCUUCUGUUUACAUCUUUACCUAAAAAAGUCAAGAAUUAGCAGGUAGCUCAAUGCAAGAACAAAAAUGACUGCAACAAAAUGAAGCACAUUUUAAGGCACAUAAUGGAGUUAUGAAACACAUCUUGUGAAAGAGUCUCAGGCUUUGAUUGUCCUCAGAAAUCUGCACAAUAUCUCUCUUACAACACAACACACACAUCUGUCAAAACUCCUAGUUGGGCUAUUCCUCUUAUGUUGGAAGAUGUUCUCAUAAUAGUCCAGAAAUCUUUUUUUCCACCUGUCAGCAUUCAAGCAUGAUAAAACAGCUGUCAUAAUAACGAUGACAUAAUACAGCACAACAUUGAAAAUGUUAAAUGCAUUAUGACUAGAACAGCUGUGUAACAAAGUGACAUCGAUGGGCUGUUAUGUUUCACUUCUGACAGUUUUAUGAGGGGCUUGGUGUGCUGUUGACUCAUACAGAUAUGAAUUCCAAAUUAGUUUCCCACUAUAAAUAAGAAUCUGACUCAAACUAACUCAGUUGAAUAGGCUGGUGAAAUAAUCCUGCUAGUCUAAUCCCCAAUACUUCUGACCAUCCAUCGGUAUAGGU